Messenger RNA from Pungitius pungitius (ninespine stickleback), 3263 nucleotides. It is a transcript of the gene rhot1b, whose product is annotated as ras homolog family member T1. The record is from RefSeq and is a predicted model, not a curated record. Gene Ontology annotation, molecular function: GTP binding; GTPase activity; calcium ion binding. Gene Ontology annotation, biological process: small GTPase-mediated signal transduction; mitochondrion transport along microtubule; mitochondrion organization. Gene Ontology annotation, cellular component: mitochondrial outer membrane. The coding region runs from base 316 to 2298 and encodes 660 amino acids. Lineage: Eukaryota; Metazoa; Chordata; Actinopteri; Perciformes; Gasterosteidae. The transcript is spliced from 20 exons.
AGCGGCGCCCUCUGACGCGUCACUGGCCGAGCUCGUGUGAACAUUAGCGGGACUCCACGCCGCACCGCUGACCGCCCCGCAGACUGACCGAGCCCCGCAGGUGCAGUACGGCGAGAAAACAAAAACACCGUGUUGGUGUCCCGCUCGCCCGGCUGUGUAAACAGUGCGCGUCCCGCCCUGUGCUGACAUGCGCGGAUGUAGCCGUUAGCAGGCGAGCCGGGGCCGAGGAGCGCCGGCCGCUUGUACCCUUCACCCGGACCGGAGCGUGCAUGUGCCACAGAGCCCGGGUUAAGGAGCCCGUCGACGGCCACGAGGAUGCGCAAGGACGUGAGGAUUUUAUUAGUGGGAGAGCCCAAGGUGGGGAAGACUUCUCUCAUCAUGUCGCUGGUCAGUGAGGAGUUCCCGAGCGUGGUCCCCUACCGAGCUGAGGAAAUCACCAUACCUGCAGACGUCACGCCAGAGCGAGUUCCCACACACAUCGUGGACUACUCGGAGGCGGAGCAGACGGAUGAGCAGCUGUUCCAGGAGAUCACCAAGGCCAAUGUGAUUUGCAUCGUCUACUCUGUCAACAACAAGACGUCCAUUGAAAAGGUGACGAGCCACUGGAUCCCCCUCAUCACAGAGAACACGGACAAGGACAGCAGGGUCCCUCUGAUUCUGGUGGGGAACAAGUCUGACCUGGUGGAACACAGCAGCAUGGACACCAUACUGCCCAUCAUGAACCGGCACAGUGAGAUCGAGACCUGCGUCGAGUGUUCAGCAAAGAACCUGAAGAACAUCUCAGAGCUGUUCUACUACGCCCAAAAGGCCGUCCUGCACCCCACUGGUCCGCUUUACUGCCCAGAGAGAAAAGACAUGAAGCCCCUUUGUGUCAAAGCCCUGACUCGGAUCUUCAAAGUGUCGGACCUGGACAACGACGGCAUCCUCAACGACCACGAGCUCAAUUUCUUCCAGCGGACGUGCUUCAACGCCCCGCUGGAGUCCCAGGCGUUGGAGGAUGUCAAAAAUGUGGUGCGGAAGAACAUGAGUGACGGUGUGUGUGACAACGGACUCACUCUGAAAGGCUUCCUGUUCCUCCACACGCUGUUCAUCCAGCGCGGUCGCCAUGAGACCACGUGGACGGUGCUGAGGAGGUUCGGCUACGACGACGACCUGGAGUUGAACCAGGACUACCUCUUCCCUCCGUUGAAGCUCCCUGCAGACAGCACCACCGAGCUCAACCACAAUGCCUACCUCUUCCUCCAGAGCGUCUUUGACAAACAUGACAAGGACCGUGACUGUGCCUUGUCACCCGAGGAGACGAGGGACCUGUUUGAUGUGUUUCCCUACAUGCCCUGGGGUCCGGAUGUCUUCAAUACGGUUUGCACUAACGACCAGGGCUGGAUCACCUACCAGGGGUAUCUCUCCCAGUGGACUUUAACAACGUAUCUGGAUGUCCAACGAUGCCUGGAGUAUUUGGGUUACCUUGGUUACUCAAUAAUUGCUGAGCAGGAGUCCCAAGCAUCGGGAAUCACAGUGACCAGAGCUAAGAAGAUUGACCUCCAGAAGAAGCAGACCCAGCGUAGCGUCUUCCGCUGCAACGUCUUUGGAGACGUGGGCAGCGGCAAGAGCGGCUUCCUACAAGCGUUCCUGGGUCGAAACCUCAUGCGCCAAAAAGCGAUCAGCGAGGAACACCGAUCCUACUACGCCAUCAGCACAACCUACGUAUACGGCCAGGAGAAAUACCUCCUUCUUCACGAAGUCCUCCCUGACUUUGACUACCUGUCCGACGGCGAUCUGGCCUGCGACAUCGUCGGCCUGGUCUACGAUGUCGGCAACCCGUUCUCCUUCGAGUACUGCGCCAAGGUCUUCAAGCAAUACUUCAUGGACAGCAAGAUUCCGUGCAUGAUGAUCGCGGCGAAGUCGGACCAGCCGGAGAUCAAACAGAUGUACGGCUGCAGUCCUCUGGAGUUCUGUAGGAAGCACAAGAUGCCUCCUCCCCAGUCCUUCACCUGCAACACCGCGGCAGCUCCCAGCCGAGACAUCUUCACCAAACUUACCACUGUGGCCAUGUACCCCCACGCCCGGUUGCGCUGCAUGUGCACUUGCAACCGGUGCACCUUCUGCUUGUGUCAGAACUUCCUCAACUCUGAGCUGCUGCAGACAGUCAGGGCCAAACUCUACGCCGUUGUGCUCAGAAGGCAUGUGAGCCAAGCGGACCUGAAGAGCUCGACCUUCUGGCUGAGAGCGAGCGUCGGGGCCUCCGUGUGUGCCGUGCUGGGCUUCGCCAUGUACAGGGUGCUGCUCAGGUCGCGGUGAUUCCCCUCACCCCAUGGUUCAUCUAGAGCUGUUUGGACCUGGCUCCCCUGUUUGGAUGCCCAGCAUGCGUUUUAGUCAAUGAACAUCUUUUCAUCUUUCAAGGAAAAAAACGUGUCAAAGCUUAGUUUACCAAACAUUUGUUUUAUUUUGCAUUUGUCUUUUUCUCUUGAUAGGGAUAAAACGGAACAAUAUUGAAUUUUUGUACCGAAACUGCUAAUUUCCUUGAUCCGCUUCUUUUCAAGUGUUUGCAAAGUAAUAUAUUUAUAUUAAAGUGGGUAAGCUGCUGAUGAGCUGUAGUGACUGACAUGAUGAAGUUGCAUAUAGCUGCUUAUUGGUUUCCGCCGUGGUAGCGAUACGUGAGGUUUGCAAUAACAUUGAUGCUUUUAUUAGGCUGAACCGUGCAAAUGGAAUAAUGAAUAAUUUGCUCAGCAGCCUGCUUCUGAACUCCCACAAACCUUAGCGUUGAUAUUCAGUCUCAGUUUGAGGCCCAAACACUUUUUUUUUUUUUCUCUAAUUGUUCGCGUCAGCAGGUCACUGGAUGUGUGCAAGCGUCUGCUGCUGCUCUCUCUGUACCUCCCCCCCCCCCCCCGCCCUCCCAUCAGUGUGUGCUAACAUAUUUAUUAUUGACCCUUCAAAGCCACUACAUUUUGUAUUAGCAUGCUUCUGAAUUUCCAAUCACAUUCCUGUGGGUCUAAGACGUAUUGUACUAAAGGACCACCAUGACCAGUUCUCCACAUUGCUUCCUACCUCCCAAUAAUCCAGGGAUUAGUAGUAGUACUAAUGUUUAUUGACGGGAGCUCUUAAACUUUACCAUGCCCACUCUCAUUUUAACAGCCCCUGUGAUCCAUGUUCUCCUCGAUCACAGAAAAUGCAAUAAUGUGGCCCCACAUUUCCAUGUGAUUUUAGUUUUGAUGUAUUCACUCAGCCUUUCCAAGAGUUUACAAUAAACAAAUAUCUGUCUGACA